Messenger RNA from Monoraphidium neglectum, 1032 nucleotides. RefSeq names its product peptide-methionine (S)-S-oxidereductase. Bases 1 to 1032 code for a protein of 343 amino acids. The record is from RefSeq and is a predicted model, not a curated record. The transcript is spliced from 13 exons. Gene Ontology annotation, cellular component: cytoplasm. Gene Ontology annotation, biological process: cellular response to oxidative stress. NCBI's taxonomy places the organism in Eukaryota, Viridiplantae, Chlorophyta, Chlorophyceae, Sphaeropleales, Selenastraceae. Gene Ontology annotation, molecular function: peptide-methionine (S)-S-oxide reductase activity; peptidyl-prolyl cis-trans isomerase activity.
AUGCAGGCCUCCAAAGCCCUUGUUAGAAGGGCGUUUUCGGCCGCGGCUGCCCCUUGCCGCCCAGCUGCAGCCGCGCGCCGCACGCUGUGCGUCACCGCUUCCCAGGCCAAGGCGGCGGAGGGGGACUUUGUGACCGUGCACUACACCGGGACCCUCGACGAUGGCUCUGUGUUCGACAGCAGCCGCCAGGACGGCCGCGCUCCCUUGGAGUUCCAGAUCGGCGCCGGCCGCGGCUUCGACAAGGCCGUGACAGGCCUGGCUGUGGGCGAGACCCGGAAGGUGCGGCUGACGCCUGAGGAGGGCUAUGGAGAGCGCGACCCCGAAGCCGUCAUCACGGUGCCUGCUGACCGCGCGCCCAAGGGCCUGAGUGAGGGCGACCGCGUGGGCCUGAGCAAUGGCAUGCAGGCGGUGGUGUCCAAGGUUGACCCCAGCGGCGACGUCACCAUCGACCUCAACCCAGAGCUCGCCGGCAAGCACCUGACCUUUGAUGUCGAGCUGAUGUCACUCAUCCAGGCCGCCGGCGCCCAGACGAUCGUGUUCGGUGCCGGCUGCUUCUGGGGCCCUCAGCUCCUGUUCGACCGCGUUCCAGGUGUGAUCUCGACCGAGGUGGGGUACAGCCAGGGCAAGGUGCCCAACCCCUCUUACGAGGACGUGUGCAGCGGCACCACCGGCCACACAGAGGUGGUCAAGGUGGUCUACGACCCGGACGCGGUCACUUUUGGGCAGCUUCUCGACACCUUCUGGGCAAAGCACGACCCCACCUCCAAGGACCGCCAGGGCGCCGACAGCGGCACCCAAUACCGGGCCGGCAUCUACACCACCACAGAGGAGCAGGCGCAGGAGGCGGCCAGGUACAUCGAGGCCAAGCGGGCAGCCAUGCCCGGCCUCAAGAUCUACACCGAGCUCGAGCCUCUCAAGGAGUACUCGGCGGCCGAGCCCUACCACCAGAAUUACCUGGCUAAGGGCGGGCGCUUCGGGCAGCCCCAGAGCCCGGCAAAGGGCUGCAACGACCCCAUCCGGUGCUACGGGUGA